Molecule: messenger RNA, 4095 nt
Organism: Prionailurus viverrinus (fishing cat)
Lineage: Eukaryota; Metazoa; Chordata; Mammalia; Carnivora; Felidae
Gene: GABRA4
Product: gamma-aminobutyric acid type A receptor subunit alpha4
Exons: 9
Coding region: 293-1960 (555 amino acids)
Biological process (GO): gamma-aminobutyric acid signaling pathway; monoatomic ion transmembrane transport; regulation of postsynaptic membrane potential
Cellular component (GO): postsynapse; neuron projection; dendrite membrane
Molecular function (GO): GABA-A receptor activity; benzodiazepine receptor activity; inhibitory extracellular ligand-gated monoatomic ion channel activity
Source: RefSeq, a predicted model, not a curated record
GUGCGGGCACGAAAGGGUGUUGAGCGGUAUACAUAGCUCUCCAUACACAUUGAGAGCUCAGCGAGAAAAGGAGGGGGCGAGGAAAGGCAGGUUCCGCCUCCCCCUGGCCCGCGUGCACACACGCGCCCACCGCGGCUCGGGCUGGCUGAGCGCGGGCGAGUGUGAGCGCGGGCGAGUGUGAGCGCGAGUGUGCGCACGCCGCGGAGAGCCUCUGCCCUCGCCUCGCACCCUGCUCAGGGCAUCUUGAGAGCCUGGAAACGUGAACAGGCUUAAAGUAUGGCAUGUUGCAAAGAUGGUUUCUGCCAAGAAGGUACCCGCGAUCGCCACGUCCUCCCGGGUCAGUUUCGCCCUCCUGCACUUCCUUUGCCUGGCGGCUUGUUUAAACGAAUCCCCAGGACAAAACCAAAAGGAGGAGAAAUUAUGCCCGGAAAAUUUUACCCGCAUCCUGGACAGCUUACUCGAUGGUUAUGACAACAGGCUGCGUCCUGGAUUUGGGGGUCCUGUAACAGAAGUAAAAACUGACAUAUAUGUCACCAGCUUUGGACCUGUUUCUGAUGUGGAAAUGGAAUACACAAUGGAUGUGUUCUUCAGACAGACGUGGAUUGACAAAAGACUAAAAUAUGAUGGCCCCAUUGAAAUUUUGAGAUUGAACAAUAUGAUGGUAACAAAAGUAUGGACACCUGAUACUUUCUUCAGGAAUGGAAAGAAAUCUGUUUCACAUAAUAUGACAGCUCCAAACAAGCUUUUUAGAAUUAUGAGAAAUGGCACUAUUUUAUACACAAUGAGACUCACCAUAAGUGCGGAGUGUCCCAUGAGAUUGGUGGAUUUCCCCAUGGAUGGUCAUGCAUGCCCUUUGAAAUUUGGAAGUUAUGCAUAUCCGAAGAGUGAGAUGAUUUAUACAUGGACAAAAGGUCCUGAGAAAUCAGUGGAAGUUCCAAAGGAGUCUUCCAGCUUAGUCCAAUAUGACUUGAUUGGGCAAACUGUGUCAAGUGAAACUAUCAAGUCCAUUACGGGUGAAUAUAUUGUUAUGACAGUUUACUUCCACCUGAGACGGAAGAUGGGUUACUUUAUGAUUCAGACAUAUAUUCCAUGUAUUAUGACAGUGAUUCUUUCUCAAGUUUCAUUCUGGAUAAACAAGGAAUCAGUUCCAGCUAGGACUGUGUUUGGGAUAACCACAGUCCUCACCAUGACCACACUGAGCAUCAGUGCCCGGCAUUCUUUGCCCAAAGUGUCCUAUGCUACUGCCAUGGAUUGGUUUAUAGCUGUCUGCUUUGCUUUCGUAUUUUCCGCACUUAUUGAGUUUGCUGCUGUCAAUUAUUUUACCAAUAUUCAAAUGGAAAAAGCCAAAAGGAAGUCAUCAAAAGCCCCCCAGGAGAUCCCGGCUGCUCCUGUGCUGAGAGAAAAGCAUCCUGAAACACCUCUACAGAACACAAAUGCCAAUCUGAAUAUGAGAAAAAGAACAAAUGCCUUGGUUCACUCUGAAUCUGAUGCUGGCAACAGAACUGAGGUGGGAAACCAUUCGAGCAAAUCCUCCACAGUUAUUCCAGGAUCUUCUGAAGGCACAUCUCAGUCUUACUUAGCUUCCAGUCCAAACCCAUUCAGCCAUGCGAAUGCAGCCGAAACAAUAUCUGCUGCAAGAGCACCUCUCUCUGCUCCUCCCUCUACUCCUGGGAGAACUGGGGACGUGCCCCAACAGGCUUCUGCUGGACCUGCUUCUACCCAGCGUGUGUUUGGAUCAAGACUGGAGCGAAUUAAGACCACUGUUAAUACCACAGGGGCUUCUGGGAAGUUGUCAGCAACUACUCCUCCUUCUGCCCCACCGCCGUCUGGGUCUGGCACAAGCAAAAUAGACAAAUAUGCCCGUAUUCUCUUUCCAGUAACAUUCGGGGCAUUUAACAUGGUCUAUUGGGUUGUUUAUUUAUCUAAGGACACUAUGGAGAAAUCAGAAAGUCUAAUGUAAUUUUGUUGCUAGAAUAGUUUCCUAAAAGAUGAUGACCUUAAUACAGAAUGCCUUUUUACAUGUUUUUAAAGAUAAACCAUUAUUCUUUAUUAAAAUAAAAAGCCUAUGUAAUUUUUACAUUCAAAAACAAUCCAAGCCAGUUAUUGGGAGAGUUAAUCCAUCCCUCAGUGAAGAGAGAGUGAGCCAUCUUUCAUUUCAGAAAAAUGAUUUGAAUAGAAUCAAUUCAGCAUUCAAAUUAGAUGAAAUACAGACCAUCCUAGAAAGUUGGGACAAGAGAAAUAGGGCUAUUAGAGAUAACAUGGUUCAUAUUUAUGCAUUGGAAUUUGAAAAUAGACUAUGACAUUUUUAAAUAUACACUAUGAAUAUCAACCAACAACCCUAAAUUUCCCAGUGGCGCUGCCCUUAAUCAGAAUUGUUUAUUGGAUAUCCUAUGCGGUGACCUUUGGAGAUUCUUCUAGUAUCAGCAAGAAAAGGACUUUCUCUGUUACAUGAAACAUUUUUUAAAAGGAAAACGGAACAAAACAAAUACUGACUAAUAGAGUGAAACCUCUGCUGCGUCAAAAAACAAAAACAAAGGCCAGCGAAGACAUGUUCCCUGUCUUAUGUUGGUCAAACAGGACUUAAAACACUUGACUUGAAAAAUCUGUGCUUUGAGCCAAAGUUUAACUCCUUGUAUGAAUUCUUUUUGACAGUAGUUCAUUCAGUUAUGUAUUAUUUCAACAUAUAGUUAUUCAGAGCCUACUGUGUUCCAUGCACUAUGCUAGACACUGUCUCUCUAGGAAAGCUCUUUCACCUUAACCUAUGAUAUUACUUGAAUAGUAGAACAGUCAAUGCAUGCUAACGAACCAUAAACUAGCAGAGAACAUUGCAUUCUUUAAUGGAAGAAAUUUAUUUAGAGUCUGACAACAUAUUGAAAACAUCUGUUUCUCCUAUACCGAUAGAGGGUAACACGUUAGCACAACCUUAGCAAUUGACUUCAAAAUACAUGAAAAUGUGUACAGAUGGUUCUCUAAGUAAGAAGCACUGCCUACCAGAGAAUAAAACUCUAGGCACUGUAAGAUCCUAUAAAUUAUCUGUCUCAAAUUUGAUCAGAAUAGUAGGAUAGAAUUUGAUCAGAAUCAUCACAAUUAGGAACUCAAUACAAGGCCUUUUAGAUGCUUUUCCAAACAUAGAUCUAUUUUGGCUGGUGAAAUGCUAAUCUUCUGGGAAGUUUUUGUGUCUGUAGUUUUGUAUUUCUGGGAAGUUUAGUGUUUUGGGGGGGCAGGUUUUGUACAGUAUCACAACUAGGGUAUUUUAAAAUUAAAAGAGUAGCCGAGGAAUGGAGUAAAGAAGAAAACUCAUAGCCAAGGGGUAGGAUUCUGCUGACUCUGUUAAUGCAAUUUAUCAGGAUUUUCAUGUACUGACUUUUCUUUUUCAUUAGGUAGGCUUAACAACUUAAUUAAAUUUCUUGCAGCUGUCUUAUGACACUAAAUCUAGGUCUAGUUUUUUGUUUUGUUGCUUCCAGAUUUUUCUUCUAUUCUUCUUUUUUUCCUGAUCUAGGUUGUGUGAAUGAAUGUAUUCUGGAUGUUUGGGGGAACAUUUUGAUAAAAAUGGCCACUUUCCAAGCAAAAAUCUCUUAUUUUUAGAAAAGAAAUAUUAAUUAAUUGACAUUAGUCUUUCAGUUAUUACAUUGCCUUGGAAUGAUUGUAUAUGAGAACUGUAAAAUGUGCAAAUGCCAAAUAUUGUGAGUCAUAUCUGAGGAUACCUUUUUUUGCUAUCACUCUAGGUAUAUCCUAGAAUCACUAACAAUUUUAAGGCUGAAAGAUGCUUUAGAAUUCAUCCAAUCCAAGCCCUCAUUUAUAAAUUGAUACCAGUAAUAUGAGGCCAAAUAAAAUUUGUACAUAUGUAAAUAUUUAAUGAAGAGUACUUGUAUAAAAAAGCUUAUCACAAAUUAUUUUAUGAAUGUAAGUAGAUUUCUAGCCUUGAGGACAACUCUUGAAAUUGUGGUUGGAAGCUAUGAUUGUUUAUUAUUCCAAUGAAGAGACCUUAUUUCUUUAGUGAAGAAUAUACUCCUUACUUAUUCAUUGGCCUAUUCUUUUUUUUUUUUUUUUAAUUUUUUUUUUUCCAACGUUUAUUUAUUUUUGGGACAGAGAGAG